This is a messenger RNA of Seriola aureovittata, 2095 nucleotides long. RefSeq lists its product as uncharacterized. The coding region runs from base 58 to 666 and encodes 202 amino acids. The transcript has 4 exons. The record is from RefSeq and is a predicted model, not a curated record. Lineage: Eukaryota; Metazoa; Chordata; Actinopteri; Carangiformes; Carangidae.
UCACCUGUUUCAGUCAUUAUUCCCGGCUGUUACAUCUGCCACCACCUGAGCAAGAACAUGUGGCGCCUAUUAAAAAGAAUCACGUGGCUGGUUCUCGCCGGUAUGAUUCAUGUAUUGUGGGGAGUCGCAGAUCAGCAAACCAUCAGGGCUGACCCUGGAGAGACUGUCACUCUGCCAUGUCGAGCCCCCACAAACUUCUCCAUCGCAGCUGUGGAGUGGACCACACCUGACCUGAAGCCCGAAUACGUCCUUUUCUGCCGUUUACACCAGAGGCCUGAUGUAGAAAACCAGCAUCCAUCUUUUCAGAACCGGGUGGAUCUGACGGACAGAGAGAUGAAGGACGGUGACGUGUCCAUGAUUCUGAAGAAUGUGACGAGUAACGACACAGGAACAUACGAGUGUCACAUCAUUAACGACAAGAACAAGAGCGGCUCAAAGCGCAAGAAGAGAGCCAGCUUUGACACUGACGCCACCAAGAUCAUCUACCUGCAAGUUCAUCAGGCAGGUCGCACAGCUGGACACGACAAGGGUGGAGGAGAAAGGAAUCGACGUUACGGACUGGUAGCCGUUGUUCUUGUUCUUGUUCUUGUUCUUAUUUUUCUUCUUCUUAUGAUUUUUGUAUUACGUAGCAGACAGAGAGCAGAAUUUACACCAACCUCCUGCUGAUGUAGUAGGUGACGAUCUGCUGUAAGACAACACACAUGGUAAAUACUGGAGGGGUCUGUGAGCUCAGAGGAUCCUGGGAGCUGUGUUGGGUCUCCCACAGCAAACUGGUCUCAGGUGAUAAUAUAAGAUAAUAUAAGAUAGAUGAAAAUUCAAUUGUCCAGCUGCCCAAGUGCAUUUACAGUCGUAUAGGAACUGACCGAACUCCGACCUCUGAGGCGCCAAAAACUGCACUUUCUUUACUGCGCACUUUAUUUUCUGUGGGGAUGGAUGGACGUGAUGAAUUAGGAAGAAUUAUUAUUUAUAUUAAUAAAUAUAAUAAUGUAUAUUAUUAUAACAAACUGAGGAGUUGAAUCACAACCUUUGCAAGUAAAGAAGUGAUUAUAGUCCUUCAUCUCGCAGUGCUGUCUCCUUUGCAGAUUAUCUCUGCAAAGGAGAAGUGCUCACUAUCACAGAUUUAGACAGAUUUGUGAACAAUAUUUGAGAGAAAUGGUUAUUUUGUGUAUAUAGAAAAUGUUUUAGAUCUUUGAGAUCAUCUCAUGAAAAAAGGGAACAAAAACAAAAGUGUUGCAUUUAUAUUUUUGUUCAGUGUAUAUUUAACUUCAAUGAAAACAAAGGAUCAAAUAUAUAUUUAUAUUCAUUAAUACAAUAUAAAUGCUGCUUAUAUAAUUUGACGAGAGUAUUUCCACUGUAUUAUUACUUCUUAAUAAAAAGUUUAUCAUAGCGCUGUAGUCACUGAACUGUAGAGGGUUGCGAUGUCUGAUGUCUGAUCACAGCUGCUUCAGUCUGACUGGUGUCUCGUGACCGGCGGCUGAAUCGGAGCCAGAGAAUUUUCUAAUGAAUUUACCAGUUAAAAUAAACAAAGAUCCAGAUUAUCAGAAUAUUGCAACCUACAAUCGAUGUGAUGAAACACGGGACACUUUGCCAAGUAACUGCCUUAGGGUUUUUUUGCUACUACUAUUAAUGAAUGAAUUUUGUAUGAAUGUAUGUUAUUUGUACUCUGGAUUGAUGAAGGCAACUAAAGACCGGUGACAAACUCAGAGAAAAACCUGAAUAAAUGAGAGAACAGUUUCAGAUGCUUCCAUAUCGGCCGUUGGUACAAUUAUCUCAUGCUGAGAGUCGCAUCAGAAGAGCAGGCCCGGUUCACCCUCAUCAUCAUUUAUUGUCACAAAAGAAGGGGAGGAGGGUAAAAGCCUGGAGAGAUUUGUUAAAACAUCUUCUCCUCCACCAUCAAAGGACUCCAGCCAAUCAGCUGUUCAAGUCAUUUUACGUUGGUUUUUUCUUUUUGUCACCCGUCUGAUUGUUGAAUGUAGCAAUGAUGCACUUGAAUGACAUGACAAGCCUUAUUUUGUAAAUGUUUACUAACCUGAUUUGGGUUUUUAUGUAUUCAUAAAGCUAGAAUAAAAAGAAAACUAAACUUUCAACGACUAUG